AUGAUAACGGCCUCUCCUUAUAGAUUGGUUUCUUUUCCAAAAAUUGUUGGGAAAAUUGACAUGGAUUAUUUGAUCGAUGUUGUGGCAAUUGUAUCAUCUGUUGGACGUGAGAGGGUUUAUGAAAGGAACCGUGUUACUACUAGGUUUAAGGUGAUUGAGUUAGAAGCCAAUGGAAUGAAACUUGACUGCACGCUUUUUGGAACUUAUGUUGAUGCCCUUGAUGCGUUCCUCCAAACUGGAUACACUGGAAAAGUUGUUGUGCUAGCUGAAUAUCUAAAGGUUAAGAUGUAUAAUGGGAAAGUCCAAUUGCAGAAUGCAAUGAACUGUACGAAUCUAAUGUUCAACCCAGAAAUCCCUGAGGCAAAUACUUUAAAACUCAGUGAUAACAUUGGAUCUCCUACUCAACCAUUCAGUUAUAUGAAGGAUGCUUCUGAGUUGAGUUUAGAAGAAGAAUUCUUGAAUUUGAGUCAACGAAAAACAAUUGAGGAGUUAAAAGACAUUCAAAAUGACAUGGUUUGUGUAGUUCUAGGCACAAUCAACCAUGUUGUUGGUGGCAAUGACUGGUGGUAUGCCGCAUGUGUCUGCAACAAGGGAGUUAUUGCAGAUUCGAAAAGAUUUUUUUGCCCUAAAUGUAACAAGCAUAUUUGGACUAUUGUGCCAAGGUAUCGUAUCAGACUGAGAGUUAUUGAUGAAACUGAUUCUGCAACUUUUGUGCUUUUUGACCGUGACUGUUAUUCGCUGACAAGGAAAACAUGUCUUGAUUUGAUCGAAUAGAUGGAUAAUG
Messenger RNA from Vicia villosa (hairy vetch), 784 nucleotides. RefSeq lists its product as uncharacterized. Lineage: Eukaryota; Viridiplantae; Streptophyta; Magnoliopsida; Fabales; Fabaceae. The record is from RefSeq and is a predicted model, not a curated record. The transcript has 6 exons. The coding region runs from base 1 to 774 and encodes 257 amino acids.